CAACGUCAUCCUUGUCCUCACCUUCCGCAAGCUGUACUCGAAGAGUGUUUUGGCAGGGACGGGAGGACCUUGCCUAGCUACAUUAACCGCAUCAGGGUCUCGACAUGACUGGCCGGGCGCUUGUCGGAGUUAAACGGGUCAUUGACUAUGCUGUGAAGAUUCGUGUGAAGCCAGACCGCAGUGGAGUGGUGACGGAUGGAGUGAAGCACUCCAUGAACCCCUUCUGUGAGAUCGCCGUGGAAGAGGCCGUCAAGCUCAAGGAGAAGAAACUGAUCAAAGAAGUGGUGGCUGUGAGCUGUGGCCCGCAGCAAGCCCAGGAAACCAUUCGCACAGCAUUGGCCAUGGGAGCGGACAGAGGCAUCCACGUUGAGGUUACUGGCAAGGAUUACGAGACCCUGGGCCCCCUGCAGGUCUCCAAGAUCAUGGCAGCCCUUGCCAAGAAGGAGGAGGCAAAGCUCGUCAUCCUUGGAAAACAGGCCAUCGAUGAUGACUGCAACCAGACUGGUCAGAUGACAGCAGCCUUGUUGGACUGGCCCCAGGGCACGUUUGCUUCCGAAGUCACAAUAGAGGGGGACAAGAUGAAGGUGGUGAGAGAGGUUGAUGGGGGGCUGGAGACCAUUAAAAUCAACAUGCCAGCAGUGGUGACUGCAGACCUGCGUCUCAACACACCCAGAUACGCCACCUUGCCCAAUAUCAUGAAAGCCAAGAAGAAGAAGAUCGCAAAUGUGAAGCCUGCAGACCUCGGGGUGGACCUGACGUCGCGCAUCGAGAUCCUGAGGGUGGACGACCCCCCCCAGAGAGAGGCUGGGGUGAAGGUGGAGACUGUGGAGGACCUGGUCACCAAACUCAAGGAGACGGGCAGGAUCUAGACGCCGCAUGACCACAUGUGAGCACAGAGACGUAGCAUGGGUGCAACCAGGACAGAUUCUCCUCAAGUUCAUUGUGAUGUCACCAACUCCUCCUGACUCCACCUCCAUGGCCCCCUCUACGUGUGGCUCCGCCUCCCAGUCUUUCUGUGGCAGUAAUGUAAGAUAUUGAGAAGGUGCUGAGAGAUCCCGUCUUCUUGAAGACUGCCUUUUGUCAAUAGUGUUUUAUUUUUAUCUAUAAAUAAAGCUGCUUUUCUACCAGGUAAUGCACUAUUGCUGUGUGUAUGAGUUGAUGGACUAAGAGGUGAUUUUGCACUCUUUUUGAGCAGACAUUCAUCAGCCCUAUAAUUCCAUUCUCCUCUGGUGCCUGACUGUAGAUGUAUUGUAAUGAAUACUUCAGUAUUUUGAAUGUUAGAAAAAGUUCAAACCUGUUAUGAUCAUCUCACCACUGAAGUUCAUAGUGUAAGCUGUGUAAUUUCCAUAUUAAGUUAUGUGUUCAACGUGGACCCAGGAGGUACUGUGCAUGACUAAGCACUUAUAUGAUUAGGGCAAUCUUGACUAGAUUGUUUCUCUCAGCAACGAGAUGCAUGAAAGAGGGAUUUAAGAAACACACAAAAAAAAUUACAAAAAAUACCGCAAGCGCCUCGUAACUGUUCUCUGAUUGUACAGAAACCAUCCAGAAGAAUAAAAAUCUGUUUUUCCUUA
Alosa sapidissima (American shad) is the source of this 1571-nucleotide messenger RNA. RefSeq names its product electron transfer flavoprotein subunit beta (gene etfb). Gene Ontology annotation, cellular component: cytosol. Gene Ontology annotation, molecular function: electron transfer activity. The coding region runs from base 105 to 869 and encodes 254 amino acids. The record is from RefSeq and is a predicted model, not a curated record. The transcript has 7 exons. NCBI's taxonomy places the organism in Eukaryota, Metazoa, Chordata, Actinopteri, Clupeiformes, Clupeidae.